Perca fluviatilis (European perch) is the source of this 6244-nucleotide messenger RNA. RefSeq names its product tubulin folding cofactor D (gene tbcd). Gene Ontology annotation, molecular function: beta-tubulin binding; GTPase activator activity. Bases 355 to 3936 code for a protein of 1193 amino acids. The transcript is spliced from 39 exons. The record is from RefSeq and is a predicted model, not a curated record. Gene Ontology annotation, cellular component: lateral plasma membrane. NCBI's taxonomy places the organism in Eukaryota, Metazoa, Chordata, Actinopteri, Perciformes, Percidae. Gene Ontology annotation, biological process: post-chaperonin tubulin folding pathway; microtubule cytoskeleton organization; tubulin complex assembly.
CUUACCGUACCUGGGCGGGGCGCGAGCACACAGUUAGUUACAGCACCAGCGCAUCAAAACAUAGACUAGUGCCUCGGUUUUAUGAGUGAAAUUGUUUUCACUUUGCGUCAUUCUUCACAUCAAUAUCCUCAAGACCAAGUCCGAAUCGUAGCUAUAAGUAGAUUGAAUUCCGUCGUUCCGUAAACUAGCUAGUUCUUCAUCCAGAUCCGUUCCUUUUACUAUGCAUUAUUGAAUGCUAAUACUAGCUAACGUUAGCUAAGUGAUUCAUACAGUCUAGCUUCAUAACUCAUAACACAUAACGGUAACGGUAGCCUUUGCAACAAAGACACUGUGAGUGGGUAGAAGUCUGGCAGAAUGGCCUUAUCGGAGACAGAGAAUGAGUGUCCCGGUGGUGAAGGAGGAGAGUCCAUUGUACAAACGUGUGUGUUGGGGGGCUUCGGUGAGAGCUGCGAGACCAGAGCUCUCCUCUCCAGCCUGCCGGAGGUCCACGGGAGCAUAGUGACAACCGAGUCCGCCACACAGAGGUUCUUAGUGAUAAUGAACAGAUAUCAAGAGCAGCCUCAUCUACUGGACCCACACUUAGAAUGGAUGCUGAACAUUAUACUGGAGUUUGUGAGGAGUGAGAAGUCUCCCCCUUCAUUGGUUCAUUUGAGCUUUAAAUUUCUCUACAUCAUCUGUAAGGUCAGAGGCUAUAAAAUCUUCAUGCAGCUUUUUCCCCAUGAGGUGGCAGAUGUCCAGCCAGUUCUCGACCUGCUGUCCAGGCAGGAUCCCAAAGACUCAGAGACUUGGGAAACUCGCUACAUGUUGUUGUUGUGGCUGUCCAUGACCUGCCUUAUACCCUUUGACCUUUAUCGUCUGGAUGGUCAUCUAGAGUCAGAUGGUGGCAAGGCCAGAGAGCCCACCAUGGACCGUAUUUUAGCUAUUGCAAAGUCGUAUCUACUCGUCUGUGAUAGUCCGAGGGAUGCUGCAUCUGUACUGGUAUCAAAGUUCAUGACACGCCCUGAUGUGAAACAGAAGCGCCUCGGAGAUUUUUUGGACUGGAGCCUGACCACUAUAUCCCAGACCAAUGACCAGUCAGUGAGAGACAUUAUGGUGCUGGAUGGUGCCCUGCAGUCUCUGGCAAAGCUUUUCAAACAUGGAAAAAGAGAUGACCUCCUACAGUAUGCUCCUACAAUUCUGCAAUGUCUGGAGCAGAAGAAUCUUUCAGAGAGCAGCCAGGCCAUGCUGAGGAAGCUUGGUGUCAAACUAAUCCAGAGACUUGGCCUCACUUUUCUGAAGCCACGUUUGGCCACUUGGAGGUACCAGAGAGGCAGCCGCUCCCUGGCAGCAAACCUUUCCAUGUCCCAAUCUGCCACAGUCGCUGCGACUCCUGAAGUAGAAACACAAAAACUGGAGGAGGACUAUGACAUUCCUGAGGAACUGGAGACUGUUAUUGAGCAUCUGCUGGUGGGACUGAAAGAUAAGGAAACAAUUGUGCGCUGGUCUGCAGCAAAGGGCAUUGGGAGGGUGACCGGAAGGCUUCCCAAGGAGCUGGCAGAUGAGGUGGUUGGAUCAGUGCUGGAUUGCUUCAGCUUCCAGGAAACAGACAAUGCUUGGCAUGGAGGCUGCCUGGCACUGGCAGAACUUGGAAGAAGAGGCCUGCUGCUCCCAUCCCGGUUGACAGAUGUUGUGCCACUCAUUGUCAAGUCCCUGACCUACGAUGAAAAGAGGGGAGCGUGCAGUGUUGGUUCCAAUGUGCGUGACUCUGCCUGCUACGUGUGCUGGUCUUUUGCCAGAGCUUAUGAACCUGAAGAGCUCGAGCCUUUUGUCACUGAGAUUGCCAGUGCAUUGCUGAUCACAGCUGUGUUCGACCGAAAUGUCAACUGCCGCAGAGCAGCCUCUGCUGCCUUCCAGGAGAAUGUCGGCAGACAGGGGACAUUUCCUCACGGUAUUGACAUUGUGACUGCAGCAGACUACUAUGCUGUUGGGAAUAUCAACAACUGCUAUUUGAACAUCAGUGUCUACAUAGCUAGUUUCCCAGAGUACACCGAGGCCAUGAUUGAUCAUUUGAUAGCUAUGAAGAUCAACCACUGGGAUAGUGUGAUCCGAGAGCUCUCUACUAAAGCACUUCACAAUCUGACGCCUAAAGCACCGAAUUAUAUGGCAACAACAGUUUUGCCACAGAUGUUGCCCAUGGCAGUGGGCAUUGACCUCCACGGUCGCCAUGGAGCCAUCAUGGCAUGUGCAGAGAUCACACAUGCUCUGUACAAACUGGGCCUUCAGACCAACAGGACUGUGGUGGACAUAAUUUCCUCAGAAUGUGUGGACGCAUUAAAAAACAUUCACCAGAAGCUAAGUGACAGAAAACAAUACAGGGGUUUUGGUGGAGAGCUAAUGAGGCCAGCUAUGUGCGGUCUUAUUGAAAAGCUAUCCCUGUCCAAAAUGCCAUUCAAGAAUGAAACUGUAAUCACUGGCUGGCAGUCGCUUAUUGACGACACCAUAAAGAAUCUACAUCUUGUUUCGAGUGGUGUGAAGGAUUGCAUUAUGGUUGCCGUGGUAUCGGCCUUGUCCGCCUUGUGUGAGGAGUACUACCAGGACGAGCCAGGCCAGGCAAACUCAGGAAUGCAGGAUGUCCUGGUAUCUCAGUACAUUGAAGGGCUGAAGAGUCCACAGAUGCUCACUCGCUGUGGAUCUGCCCUUGCCCUCGGCUCUCUGCCAAGAUUUAUGAUCCAUAGCAAAUUGAAUCAGAUCCUUGAAGGCCUCCAGCAGAUGUGCACUGUCAGCCAGAAGGAUGGGAGUUUUACAGAGGCGAGGAGAGAUGCAGUCAAAGCAAUUGCUCAAGUGUGUGUGAAGGCUGGUGUUUGUGCCCAUGGCUCCCCAGACUCUGCCCUAUGCUCCGAAAAUGUGGCAGAGGUGUAUGGCGCUCUGCUCAACAGCAUGAAUGACUACACGACAGACAGCAGAGGGGACGUAGGUGCUUGGGUGAGAGAGGCAGCGAUGACUAGUCUGAUGGAUGUGACUAUGCUGGUGGCCAGCAUUGCUCCAGAGAUCCUUUUGCCAGACCUAGUGAAGUGUAUGAUGUGCUGCCUGGCCCAGCAGUCAGCAGAGAAGAUUGACCACUACAGAGCCCACGCUGGCAACGUCUUCCUGCGCCUCUUGCACAGCACAGAGCCUGCAGUACCUCACAUCCCCCACCAAGAUGAGUUGUUGAGCAUUUUUCCUGUUGAGACCACAGCCAGUCUUAACUGGAAUGCUCCAUCCCAAGCUUUCCAGUAUAUCACCCAGCUGCUUGGACUGCCCCAGUAUCAGUACCACACCCUGCUGGGCCUCACUGUGUCUGUGGGAGGGAUAACCGAGUCCACAGUGCAUUUUUCUUCUCAGUCGUUGUUUGACUAUCUGAGAGGGAUCCAGGACAACCAUGCUGCUCUGACACAAUUUGGAGAUGCGUUGCUGAGCAUCUUCAGAGACAAUCUCCGCAAUGACAGGGUGUCUAUUCCUUUUCUUAAGAUGCUUGAUCAGAUUCUUGCUAACAGCUGCUUUGAAAUCUUCACCACACAAGAGAAUCAUCAGUUCUGUGUGGACCUUUUGGCCCUUUGCAAAGAGUGCAAGAAGACUAAAGAUAUCUCCAAGCUACGCGCCUGUGUAACUGUCUUCUGUGGGUUGAUCCAGUUCCAGGGUGAGGUGAGGAAGAAAGUUUUGUCACAGCUGCUGAUGCUACUUUGCCAUUCCUACCCUGUGAUCAGAAAGACAACAGCCAGCCAGAUGUACGAGAUGCUGCUGACCUACGAUGAUGUCAUAAAUCCAGAAAUGCUGGAUGAUGUCAUGACCCUGCUAAGUGAUACUAAUUGGGAGAGUGACCUUGCCACAGUACGGGCCCACAGGAAUCAGCUUUGUGAUUGGUUGGGAGUCCCCAGGCCACAGGUGGUUACCAAGCAGAGCCCUGUCCAGGUUUCCUGAUCACCUGUGGCUGUGAGCACCAGCUGUAGGUGGACAACAUGCUGUAAGAAUUUACAAAGGACAAAACCAUCACAUCAGUCUUUUCCCCGUUUUGCUCUUAUUACUACACAGUUCUUGCGCACCAGAAAAUUUGCAUUCAGAUGAAAAACUCUGAUAAACUAAAAAAAAUCCAGCACACUGUCGAUCACUUGUACUCACUUUAUUAAUGAUGUUUUGGCCCUUAGAUCCUUGCCUGAUUAGGGUCUAAAUUAAUUAUUAAUAAGUAAGUGAAAAUAAUAAACCGUAAGUGUGCUGGAUUUGGUUUUGUUAUUACAACUUCCAAAGCACACCUGUAUAAAGCUUUCAUUGUAGUGUUCUGUGCAUAAGACCUUUCUCACAUAUCCCAUUCAGGUCACAGUCUAGUGAGACUUUGGAAAUGGUUUGAAUAGAGUUGUUUACUUGUAACCUGUACCUGGAACAACACUGAUGGGUGAAACCGAAACUGUAGUUUGCGUAGACUCCAGGGAAAUGGUUGCCAUUUAGCCGUUUUGGCACAAACCGUGGAAUGUCACUGGGGCCCUACUUCCCCUUGGGUCCCAUGCAGACCUACUUUUUCUGCAUCGGUGGAGGUGCCAGAGACUGCAGCAGUCCCAGGCCUGAUAGUGGAGCCUCCCUUGUUGCCUGUGGAACAGAGCCUGUUGUGUCAUAUUGGUCCAGGCUUUCGCAUUAGAGUCUGAUAGUGGCCACAUUGUCUCAGCCAGCUUCCCUUUCUCACACUAACAAAGAUACAAAUGUUGCAUUAUUUUAGAAUUAGGUGGCUACUGGUUGUUUAUCCUACGUUGCCGAAACUCCCCAGGCUAGUAAUCACUAUAUUACAUAACAUUUUUCUGUAAUAUGAUUAAUUUAACUAGGUUUAUCCCAUGGAAACUGAUGUGUAUUUGGACUCUCAUAAAACUGGGUUGAACAUUGUUGCUAUGUUAAUCCCAUUUGUUUGGCUUACUGCAGCUCUUGUAAUUGUGUGUGUGCUGCCAACUAACUUGUGCUUUUACUUAAAAAUUUCAAUCACCUGUUUUAAAAUGUAUCACAUAAUUGGAUUAUUAUCAUUAUAAAACUACUGCUCAUUUAUGUGUGUGGUCAUCAAUAAAAUUAAAUCUUAACAUGAUGUAAUUGUAUGAACAGAAUCAGGGAAAGUGAUGCUAACUUUGAGGUCAUUUCAAUUUAAAGCCGCACUUUGCCUCACAGUGUGUUCACUGGCCGGCGAAGCAAAUAUUUGUGACGCUUUAAUCGGUUAGAUUGCACGAUUUGUGUCUUUGCAAUGACUUUGUAUGUAAUCGCGCCACCGCAUUGAGUUGUACCACGCCAUAUAAAUAAACAUUGAACACGCGCUUUUCUGAGAAACAUAUUUCGAAUAAAGAAGAUACUAAGACGGUACUAAAUAACUCACAAAAAAUGGAUAUGCUGUAUCAAUGGUCACAUUGUUAUUGUCUUCUAUCUUGCCUAAUAACUGUGCCUCUGACAAGUGGCUUUGCUAGCCUCUUACCAUGCUCAUUAACAAGGCCACAUUCACUCUUACCCUCCAUGGGUGUUGUUAAAUUUGUCUGGCUAGUCCCAAUGUUGCUGCAGCCCAUAAUUCGACUUUAAUUAAUUCCCAGCCAGAUGGAAAUUCCUGUAGUUUCUAAUGAAAGAAAUGGUGUGUUUCUCUCAGGACGGAUUGACGGUAAAGUGAGCAGCUUUGCUGCAGUGCUUGGGGUAGAGAGGAAUGCUAAUAAUUUUAAAAGGCUUACAGUUUGCCGGCAGUAGCCAUGGCAAUUCCUCAGAUACAAUGGUGGCCUUUUAGAGGAGUGGGGAAGGGAGGGGCUGCUCCCUCAUUGACUAAGUUUGGUGUGAUAUAAGGAAAGACCUCUUUGCACUUUCCACUGUUCUGGUUAUUAUUAGAUUAAGUGGUACCCAUAGCAGUUUGCCCAAGUUAACGAUUAUGUAGUGGAAAGGGCAAUCAUGUUUUUAUUCUGUCCAUAGAGAACGUGGUCCGAUUGUCUACAACAUUGCUAAUAUUUAUUAUGCAUUUACAUUUUGUUUUAUAGCCUACAUAGUUUAACGUAUCCAGUCCUACCUCUGAAAUUAAAGAUAUUUAACUAAUAACACUAACACACAUUGACAGCGUUGUUACUAGGGAUGCCCAAGGCGAUUGUGAUUGGUUGGUAAAAUAAGUACUUGGUAUGAAAAAAAAAAAGUUGUAUACCUGCAUCCCUAGUUGUUACUCAUAUUGUAAGCUGGGUACAUCAUCACUCUCAGACCAUUGCAGCAUUUGCCAAAUAAACAGCAGAUUAUA